Molecule: messenger RNA, 2010 nt
Organism: Leptinotarsa decemlineata (Colorado potato beetle)
Lineage: Eukaryota; Metazoa; Arthropoda; Insecta; Coleoptera; Chrysomelidae
Biological process (GO): regulation of transcription by RNA polymerase II
Cellular component (GO): nucleus
Molecular function (GO): zinc ion binding; DNA-binding transcription factor activity, RNA polymerase II-specific
Source: RefSeq, a predicted model, not a curated record
GUAAUAGUACGGUGAAUUUUUUCGGUUGUUACUGGUGGUUGUUACACCAAUAAAAGGCAAUUUCAACAACCUGACCUUCUAUUCUUCUAUCACUCAAUUAAAAAUCAAAACAUUUCUGGCAACAGUUUAUGUCAUAUUCAUAUGUGGUAAUUGUUAAUGAUAAUGUAAUGUUAUAACAAACAUACCUAUAUACACUGAAAAUCAUUAAUAUUAUUUUGUUUUUGUCUGCUAUAGUGAUAAGAGGGUUUCUGAGUACAAUUUUAUGCCAAAUCAAAUAUCCAACACUACUUACUUCUCACUCACUGAAGGUUAAUUUCCAAAUUUGUGAAAAGGCCACUCAGCAAUUUUCAAAAACUUUGAAGUUGGUCGGUUUUUGUCCAAUACUAUCUACAUAGAAACGUUCAUAAUAAACGUGAACACUACAAAAAAUUUGAACAAGACACUUCACUUACCCUGUAUUAUGAUCUAUUGAAGUGAUGGAGUACGAUUUCCAAAAAAUUUGUAGGAUAUGUUUGAAUGAUGGCAUUAUGAUGUCCGUUUUCAAAGUCAACAUUUCUAAGAAGAUGAUGGCUUGCGCAUCCGUACAGGUAUGGCAAAAUGACGGUUUGCCUUCACAAAUUUGUAAUAAAUGUUCAGCGAAGCUGCAUAUUUCAUUCCAGUUCAAAAAGUUAUGCGAAAAGUCGGAUGCAAAAUUGCGACAGCUACUGACAUCCAAGUCGAAUAAGGAUCAGUACGAUCAGACCCAAGAAGGAACCCAUCAAAAUGAUACUCCAGAAGAAUUGACACAAGCAAUAUCCCAAAACAAUUGUAUUUUUAUAGAGUGUAAUCCGUUGAUAGAACCCAUUCCUCAAAACUCAAAUAAUUUCUCUUCUGGGCCUCAAAAUUUGCCGCAACCCCUAAAUCAGAUCAAUUACAAUGGCGAUCAAGGUGGUGUGCCCUUGAAUGGAUAUAAUUUAACUGAUGUGGGGCAAGUGCAGGUUUAUAGUACUGGCACUUAUCCUUUGUCCAUGCAACCAUCUAAUCCUGUCCUUCCUGAUCAUUUAAUGCAACAAAUACAACUGCCACCACCUGCUCAAGUUGUCAAUUUAGUUCAACAACCAACAACAGGAAUAUCGGAAGACAACAAGGAGAAAAAUCGAGAUACAAAUCAGACAAAAAACGCCAAAAAAGAACAAAAGGAACAGGGUAAACAAUGCCCUACUUGUAAGAAAAUAUUUGAAACUACAACCAAACUAAGCAGACACGUAAAAACUCACUCUUUGGAUAUGCCAUAUAAGUGCAAGGCGUGCAGCAAAUCCUUUGCACAUAGCGGAAAUUUCAAGAUUCAUCUGAGAAUGCACACCGGGGAAAGACCAUUUCGAUGUACAAUCUGUGAUAAGGGGUGUAGACAGGCACAGGAUUUGGAAAAGCACAUGCGAACACACACAGGUGAAAGACCCCAUAAAUGUGUAAUAUGUCCAAAAGCAUUCUCAACACGUUCUAACCUCAUAGCUCACGUAAGGACACACACUGGAGAGAGACCAUAUGUGUGCUGUGUAUGCCAAAAAGCGUUUUGUCAGUCUAAUGAACUCACCAAGCAUAUGCGUACCCACACUGGUGAGAAGUCUCAUGUGUGUGACAUAUGUAACAGGGGUUUCAAUGGUUCCAGUACCCUCAUAGUUCAUCGUCGUUCACAUACAGGUGAAAGACCCUACACGUGUAUGGUUUGCAACAAAGGCUUCUCACAGUCAAGCUGCCUUGCUGUUCAUAUGAAACGUCAUAACAAUGAGGAAAACUAUCAGUGUGACCAGUGCUUUACUUACUUUUCUACGAAAUCUGAAUUUGAAGUGCAUUUAGCAUCCCAUGAGAAGAUUGAAAUUAUUUUUGAGGAAUCCGGUGAUAUUAGCUAUAAACUUAACACAAAAAAUGAUGAUACAUAAUAACGCUGUUUUUUUUUUUGUAAAUCGCCUCUAAGUCUACCUCUCAUCUACUCAUGUUCAUGGAAGAUUAACAUCAUCAUAAGUGAAUAUA